Molecule: messenger RNA, 2506 nt
Organism: Electrophorus electricus (electric eel)
Lineage: Eukaryota; Metazoa; Chordata; Actinopteri; Gymnotiformes; Gymnotidae
Gene: ccn1l2
Product: cellular communication network factor 1, like 2
Biological process (GO): positive regulation of cell differentiation; positive regulation of cell migration; signal transduction
Cellular component (GO): extracellular region
Molecular function (GO): integrin binding; heparin binding
Source: RefSeq, a predicted model, not a curated record
GCAGAAGACAGCUUCCAGGCCUUCCACACAUGACAAUGGAAAUGGAUCAUUUUCCUGUCCACAACUUGGGAACCAGUCCCCACUCCCUCCUGCUAUAAGGUGACCUGCACCAGCUGUAAUUCCCCUAAGGCUGGACUGGGCUCUGUGAGUUCUACACUGACACUAGCUCUCUUUGGAAUUAACUCUGCAGUUGUAGCUCUUUCCUCACCUCCCAGUGUCAAACCAAGGAGAAAAACAGGUCAACAGAAUCCUCCGUGGAUAGCCGACAGUUCUAAAAUUCUCCCAAGACUGGAAGCAUGAAAGCGGUUCUGGUUAUUGUCCUGCUGGCAGCCUUCCGUGCUGCUGAGAACGUGGCAGGAGGCUGUUCUAUGCCAUGCUCCUGCCCCCCAUCCCCUCCCUCCUGUUCAGUGGGAGUGAGCUGGGUGCUGGAUGAGUGCGACUGCUGUAAGGUGUGUGCCCAGCAGUUCAACCAGGACUGUGGCCCAGACAAACCUUGCGACCACAUCAAGGGCCUGCACUGCCACCUAGGGGCUGGAGGAGACCCUCACCGCGGACUCUGCAGAGCUGCCACCCAGGGUCGUCCGUGUGAGUUUGGCGGGCGGGUGUUCCAGCAUGGCGAGGAUUUCCAGCACAGCUGCGAGCACCAGUGCAGCUGCACGGACGGCGUGGUGGGCUGCAUGCCCCUCUGCCCUCGGCUGCUGCCCCUGCCCGACGUGCACUGCGCCAGCCCCCAUCUGGAGACGCUGCCCGGGCACUGCUGUGAGCGCUGGGUGUGCGACCACGACGACGACAAUCGCAUCGGAGAAGACUCUUCGCCCCCAGUCUCCCUCUCUCACACCAACCACAUCAGCAAACUGGUACGGGUGCUCGGUGGCCACAAGGCCAACGGAGGAGACGCGUUCCAAGAAUGGGCGUCUGCACCCGUGCGGCAAGUCCCCUCCCCUUCGUCCGAGUGCUACCUGCAGACCACAGACUGGUCCCAGUGCUCAUCCACCUGUGGGUUUGGCAUUUCCAGCCGCGUCACCAACAACAACCCACGGUGCAAACUGGCCCGGGAAACACGCCUCUGUCAGGUCCGCGAGUGUGACAUCACCCCUGCAGUCAGGAAAGGGAAGAAGUGCAGGCGGGCCGUGAGGUCGCGGGAGCCCGAACAGAUCACGUUCGCUGGCUGCAGCACAGUCAGGCGCUACAGACCGAGGACGUGCGGCGCGUGCACGGACGGCAGGUGCUGCCGGCCGUCGGAGUCGCGCACCGUGCGUCUGCGCUUCCGCUGCCCGGGCGGGGAGAGCGUCGCACGGAACGUCAUGUGGAUCCAGCGUUGCCGCUGCAGCAGGAGCUACUGCAACGGCGACGGGGAUGACGCGGCUCCUUCCGUUAGCCUGCACAACGACAUACACACAUUCUCCCGCUGAUCACACUCGAUGACCACGGCCGCUCGGAAUCGCCUGCACUCCCUGCUCUUAAGUCCAACGAAGACAUCCUAGCGAGAGUGCUCAGCAAGACAGAAGACGCACCCCCUUCCCGACCGUCAUUCCUAAGACCUCUCUCUAUCUCCAUAACUCCAGGCAGACUUACGUGUAGAACAUGAGUUUGUACUUUAUUACUUUAUACUUAUGCUGCCUCACAAAGGGGUCCUUCCCCUCUGCUUAAAUUAAGCCAUCCAGAGACUGUUCUAAGAUCAGCCCCUGGCCCUCCGAGGAGACUCUUAACAGCUUCUUUCUGCUGUUGGCACACUGACACCAACGAAGCCCUCAAACUGAACACAGCAGCAGGUGAUGAUCCAUUGGACUUCUGGUUGUCAUUCCUGUAUAAAUGCAAAUGUCAGGCCUUUCCAGAGCCAAAAACGCUUGUUGCAUAAUAAUUAGACAAGGAACUUUAGUGAUUUAUUCUCUGUACCUGACUUCCACAUUUUUCUUAAUAGUGACUUCCUAUCGUACUUGGUAGGUAAUGAUGCACUAGCUCCCUGCAACCAGUGAACGGAGACAGCAGUGGAUCACGGACAUAACUGUAGGCACGAUUUAGCCUUCCACAAUGUUAAUGACACGAGGUGGAUUCACCAAGACCGAUACUGACAGAUUAGUCAGAAUUCCAGAAGAGUGAGAUAAAUACUUUUUUUUUUUUUAAUUAUCAUUAUUGUAAUGCAUUGUCAGUUCUCUGCUGUGCUAAUAUGCAGUCUCACUUAAAAGCUACAGGAGUACAGAUAUUUUCUUGUGAUAUUUUUAAAGAUAUUUUCCAAGACAGAUUACACUGUAAUGUACAUGGAUGAGUGGUCUGUAAAAGAGACUGUAUUAAGUUGUGUGUGUUUAUCUUGAGCCUUGUUUCUUUCUGUAGUGGACAAGCUUCACUGCUGGCAGAGUGGCAGUGCUUUCGAAGAGACUGCUCUUUUUUUCGGGGCGUGUUUUACAUUCUCUCACGCGCUCACUUGUACAGGAGCGAACAGUUUAUGCAUUUACUGUGUCUGCUAUGAAAGAUUUUACCCUUCACUGUAAAGGUUCAGUGCAGUAUA